This is a messenger RNA of Prosopis cineraria, 927 nucleotides long. RefSeq lists its product as uncharacterized. The coding region runs from base 106 to 912 and encodes 268 amino acids. Gene Ontology annotation, cellular component: chloroplast envelope. The record is from RefSeq and is a predicted model, not a curated record. The transcript is spliced from 5 exons. Lineage: Eukaryota; Viridiplantae; Streptophyta; Magnoliopsida; Fabales; Fabaceae.
AAUAUCGUCAUUUCCCGGCACCAGUAUGGUGCAGAGAUAGACAUAAUCGUCUCUUUCAACGGCGGGUCGUCGCCAUUGUCAGUGGAAACUGUAAAAGGCUCAGAAAUGCCUCUCUCGCUUUUGCAAAUAACCUCUACUUCUCCUCUACAUUCCACCUUUCAUCAUCUGAGUCCUUCUAUCUUGCCUAAAUCCCUCUUCCCUACUUUUCAACCAGAAUCAAAGGCCCUGAAACGAUGGAUCUUUUCCACUAAACCAACACUGCAUCGAAGAACACCUAAAACUGGUACUGCCCAUGCUUCUUUGCUUGAGACUCCAGUUUUAUGGGCAGGUAGGCUUUGCAUCUUUUAUGCCCUCCUCAAGGCUGGAUUGGCUGGAUCUCGAGAAAACCCGCUUGUUUCAGAUUUGGAAAUUGAUGACAGCGAUGAAUCUGGUGAUUUGGGGUUCUCUAAAUGGACUCAGAGUAUACUGGGUAAACCAGCAAAGCAAGAAGCUACUGGAAGGAAGCUGGUAAGCAAAUGGCAUGCUACAACAAAGGGCACACUUCGAAGAAACUAUAGAGUCCCAUCCAAGUCCGAGGGACGGCGUCUUCUUAAAGCUGUUGCUUCUCUAUUGUCUGAUGAUGAUCACUUCACUGAUGCCACCUCUCACAAGGGUUGUCAAAUUAGGAGGGAAAGUGCUCAUGGAGAGAGUGUGUGUUGUAACAAUGUGAGAGCUCUUUUUGAUGAACUUCCAACUCCACACCUGAUUGUGGAAAUCACUCCUUUCCCUUCUGGAUCUCUCACUGAGAAGGAUUACACUAAAGCAGAGAAGCUUGAGAAGGUUCUCAGAUCCAGUCCUUCUGUAAGAAGCUUGGACAACUUUCAACUUAACACUGCACAGAUUGAGUUGGACUGGACCUGGAAAAUAACAUGAUAUCAUCUUUUUUAA